AGGUACAUCAGGCGCGCAUCGAGUGGCUUGCCCUCCUAAUUUAAACUGCAACUGUACACACAUUCAACAAACCGCGUGCGUGCGCCCUGGAGAAUAUUCUCUCCGCUCUCCGUAGGUGGGUAGGUACCUAGCUACGUUCGCGCUUAGCUUAGUAGAUAGACUGAGCGGCCGGACCGACUCGACGACGGUCUAAGCCGCAAUGCGCGGCCGCUUGGUUGAUUGUAGCGUGGACCGCGCGCGCACACGAAAGUGAUGAUGUCUUUCCGUUCAAUUUAAAAAUUAGACUGAUUUAGUAUCACUCGGACAACGGAAUCGGUCGGAACUGGGAAUAGUAGUCGUAGCCCGGCGUUCAUCUUCGCAGCUUUCGGUCGUAUACUUAGGAAACAAGGAAUCAUCAAGUACGGAGGAAAAUAACACCGAGAUAAGGUGCACUCUGUCGGAGGCGAUAAUUAGCUCUGUAAUGCUGACGGAUUAAUGGACGUGAAGUGUAAAUUGGAAAAACAAACGAAGGAAGGGCUCUGAAGGAUGCUUCAAUUGUGAUUGUGUUCUUUUAUCAAAGUGAAAAUUAGGCGCACAAUGCAGUGAUCGAAAAAUGAAGGUUGACGAAUAUGCCCAAUUGAUUACUAAGAGGCACGAAAAGGCAUCCAAAAAAUAGUGAUAAGAAAUGUAUAGAAGCAUCAAGUGUUAUCUUAAAAUAAAGGUGAUAUCAACGGAAGUUUUGUGCAAGAAUUCGACUUCAAUGUCUUAAUGAGGCGCGGUGUUAUCAUCCAUCACAUGUGAAUGUUGGCUUUUCUACGAAAUACUGAAAUCACGAGACAGGAGAACUUCGUGUUCACGUUGAAACAAAUAUCCGUUCCAGCCACCCCCCGCAUCCACCCACAUUGGCAACGACAAUGCUGAUGCCUCGACCAACGCUGACUGGGAAACGUGUGCUGCUAGCGCUAGGUGCACUGGUAACGCUAACGCUCAGCUACGCCAACGGAUUCGCCACGCUGCCUAGUGACAUGACGAAACGGUGCACGCUGGAGCGGUACCAGAAGAUGAUCGGAUACAACUGUGCCGACCUCAAGCUGAAGGAAAUUCCGCAAAAUUUGAAAAGUAAUCUACUGAUUAUUGAUCUCAGCUUCAACCGCAUCCGUGACCUAAAAACAUAUUCAUUUUCCCGAUAUACUGACGUCAAAUAUUUAUAUCUCUUCGAAAACAUGAUUCAAAACAUCGAAGAAGGAACGUUCAGCGAGCUGGCUAACUUGGAGGCCCUUGACCUAUCCAAUAACGCAUUGAACACAAUUCCCUUAGAACUUUUCCAUUUACCACUGCUGAGAAACCUAUACGUGGCGUACAACAAUUUGGCAAAUCUUGAGGAAGAUCUGCUUACGCUGGAAAAACCCAUUCGUGCACCCUUGCAGAUCCUAAGUCUUGCCGAAUGCUGGCUGAAGCGGCUGCCAAAUUUCGGGAUCCUACCGGACCUAUGGCAGCUAAACAUAUCUUCGAACCCGAUGACGGACCUAACGGUCGAUCAAUUCUCGCCAAUGUGCAACCUUCGAUCGCUGGAUCUGAACGCUACACAUGUACCAACAUGUUCAUGCCAACUGAUUACUAGUGAGCUGUCUACCAGGCGAACAGUCAUCUAUAAUAAGCAUCCGAACUGUUUUACAGAAUCAAUCAUCUGCCAACAAGAAUCGUCUACCCUUACACCGUCAACUAAAACGGACGAGUAUCAACAGUGCAUGGACGUCCGAAACACUCGCAAACUAGACACGGAGGCCAAAUCGGCCUGGUUUAAAAUAUCGCUAGGGGUUGUUGCGUGUAUCGUUUUGUUUUCCACAAUCCUCUGCUAUUUCCACCGACGGAACGCGAAAAAGAUGAAAGAAAAUAGCAAAAAGCAUAACACGGCGAAGAAUAUCACCCCUGUCCACAGGAUAUCGAUGGAGGAGGACGCACCGAAAGUCCUCGAGAAUGGAAAUCGUGAAAAACUUAUUACGGAUUGUGAUUAGCGAUGAACAGUAGUGGUAGUGAUAGACCCUUCACAUACUCUGUCCUCACGCCGGAAGUGCCGGAACCCCUUUCGAUCAAACAAGACUAACGAUCUUCGAUUAAGGCUAAUGAAACAAAAGUUGUAAAUAAUAGGUUAACAAUUAGCUAAGCACCUAGUUAGGAAUACUCAUCACGACUCAUGGAUAGUGCAGUACAAUUUUGCCAUUUUAAAAUUGAACAAAAAUCUUGCCACCUACUUUAUAUUGUAGUUAGAAUAUUUGUCCAAAAUUGGAACUUACCGCCAAAGAGAUGAAUUAAAUUUGCCAUGUUUUAUAGUGUUUAAAGAA
Molecule: messenger RNA, 2321 nt
Organism: Armigeres subalbatus
Lineage: Eukaryota; Metazoa; Arthropoda; Insecta; Diptera; Culicidae
Product: leucine-rich repeat and death domain-containing protein 1-like
Exons: 5
Coding region: 894-1994 (366 amino acids)
Molecular function (GO): protein binding
Source: RefSeq, a predicted model, not a curated record